Drosophila eugracilis is the source of this 8585-nucleotide messenger RNA. It is a transcript of the gene Eip75B, whose product is annotated as ecdysone-induced protein 75B, isoforms C/D. Gene Ontology annotation, molecular function: zinc ion binding; RNA polymerase II cis-regulatory region sequence-specific DNA binding; nuclear receptor activity. Gene Ontology annotation, biological process: hormone-mediated signaling pathway; positive regulation of transcription by RNA polymerase II; cell differentiation. The record is from RefSeq and is a predicted model, not a curated record. The coding region runs from base 1581 to 5816 and encodes 1411 amino acids. The transcript has 7 exons. NCBI's taxonomy places the organism in Eukaryota, Metazoa, Arthropoda, Insecta, Diptera, Drosophilidae.
AGAAAAGUUGCAAGAAAAAAUGCCAGAAAAUCGGAGACAUCGCUAAAACAGCUGUGCAGUAUUCCUACGGAACCAUAACAUUCGUCACCUCGUCGCAAUGUGCUUCAAUAAGUUGUUCCUAAUAAACAAAAUCGCCCCGCGUUCGCCUGGCCCAAAGGUCAAGAGUCAGCAUAGACAAGUGUAAGAGCCGAAAACAACUAACGAACAAGUUAAUCAAAUUGUAAUCAAAGUGAAUACACACCAUAAUUGAGCUUUAAGCAGUUAAUAAUAUUCAAAUUAUAUGGAAAGUGGCACUUAAAAAUCUAGCAAAGCUCACACAACGCUCUCCGUGAAAGAGAAAUACUUAAAAUAAUAUUAAAAAACCAAUUCAACUAUAUUUUUCUAGAGGUGUUUAAAACAAAAACUAAUUCGCGAAUGAAAAGUCAAAUCUAAACAAAAAACAAAGUGAACAAAAAUUACUGCUCAGGUUUAAAUGUUAAUAACAAAAAGGCAACUUAAGCGUUGUGUUUCAUGUGCAAAAUCUUAAGGAAUAUCUAUACAAAAAAUAAACUCAUAUAUUUUUGGAAUAUAAUUACUAAAACCAAUCGUAAUAAUAAAUCUCGUAAGUCGUGCAACUUGUAUAAAAUAUAAACUAAUAUAAGCAGUGAAUAUAUAACUAUGAAAUCAAUUUGUUGACAAACAAAUUAAAGAUUAAACCUUAUACACACCUAAAUACGAUCAUCAAAUAUAUAUAUAUAUAUUCUUAUACAUAUUAUUCAACGAUUUUAAUCAAUCAAUACAUCAAUCAAUUCAACAAUCAAUCGAGGGAUAUACUUUAUUUUGCCUAAAAGAACUACUUCAAAGGAAUACCUACAAACAUACUCAGACGCUGCUGUGGAUCGGGAGAAGCAUAAAUCAGCAAACAAUAAACCAUCAAGUAUUAUUAGCAACUAAAACGAACUCAGACUAGGAAUCAGCCUCAGAACUCUCAGAACGAGAUCAUCAAACUUAACUUAACUCAACUCAACGCAACUCAGUCGAACUCAUCUCAUCGUGAACGGAAGUAGCCUCAACCAGAAUACAACAGAGACAAACGUAUAUAUUUAGACAUAUGGUAAUGAUCAAGCAACUGUGGGCAGGUAUAGGAACAACGCUAAGCUAAACGUAAGGACUAAGGACAACAAACAAACAAACAAAUUCUCUAGGAUACAAUAGCAUACAAGGAAAAACAUAAGCAAGAAACAUAAAAACAAAAACAGAAACAGAAAGAAAAGGAUAACUUUUUCAUGCAACUUUCAAGGCUGACAAAAACUAAUUUUUUGAUAAUCCAAAAGCAGAAGCGAACAAAUUACAAAAUACCACAACAACAGCAACAGCAAAAAGCGUUAAGAAGAAGAGACUGAUUUUAAAAAACAAAAGAGCAAGCAUCGGCAAGGAUAGAAAGCAGCAGAAGUGAGGCAAAAGUGAUUCAGGAUCAAAUCCAAAACAAACAAACAAACAAAAAACAAAACAAAACAAAACGCAACUUUCCAUACAACAUAUUUAGAUUAUAUCUAAGACAGAUUGAUAUUUUUGAGCGAUUAUCCCUAUUUUGAUAUAUCAUGUUGAAGAAACUCAAGUGCAUGGAGGCGGUCCAGGCAGCCGCAGCAGCGGCCACGUCUGGAGGAUCAUCUGGUAGUGGUUCCACUUCCAGUUCCACACCCAAACUAAUCAAGACCGAACCCAUUGACUUCGAGAUGCUGCAUCUGGAGGAAAGCGAGAGACAGCGCGACUUGGAGCGGGAGCCGCCGAGUAGUAGCAAUAGCAACAACUUGACCCCUCAGCGAUACACCCACGUUCAGGUGCAGACCGUUCCACCGCGCCAGCCCACUGGUCUGACCACCCCCGGUGGCACCCAGAAGGUCAUCUUGACUCCGCGAGUGGAGUAUGUCCAGCAGCGAGCAACCAGUUCCACGAGCGGCAGUGUCAAGCAUAUUUACAGCCAGCAACAGGUGGGUGGUGCAUCGCGACCUGCCCCACCCGAGACGACGGCUCUACUGACCACUACGUCGGGCACCCCUCAGAUCAUCAUUACCCGCACCCUGCCCUCCAGUCAGCACUUGUCGCGACGCCAUUCGGCCAGUCCCUCGGCCCUGCACCACUACCAGCAGCAACAGCAGCAGCCACAACGACAACAGCAAUCGCCGCCACCGCUGCACCACCAACAGCAGCAGCAGCAGCAUGUCCGCGUGAUCCGCGAUGGCCGCCUGUACGACGAAGCCACUGUAGUGGUUGCUGCUCGUCGCCAUUCGGUGUCGCCACCACCGUUGCACCACCACUCCAGAUCAGCGCCUGUAUCCCCGGUGAUCGCAAGGCGUGGUGGUGGUUCAGCCUAUUUGGAUCCGCAAUAUCAGCAAAGGCAGACGCCACCUCUGGCACCACCAGCGCCUCCUCCACCACCGCCACCUCCACCUCCGCCUCCCCAGCAACAGCAGCAGCAAUACAUCUCCAGUGGUGUUGCACCACCCACGGCAGCGGCUCGAAAAUUUGUGGUUAGUACCAGCACGCGACACGUAAACGUGAUUGCCUCCAACCACUUUCAGCAGCAACAUCAAUCGCAGCAGCAACAUCCGGCGCAUCAACAAAAUGUGAUCGCCAGUGUUAGUUCUAGUAGUGGCUCCUCGUCCUCGGGACCAGCCGGCUCUUCUUCUUCGCACAUCUUUCGCACGCCUGUCGUAUCUAGCAGCAGCAGCAGCAGCAGCGGCAACAGCAACAACAACAUUGCGCACAGCAGCAACAUGCACCAUCAGCAGCAACAGCAACAGCAACAGCAGCAAUCGAACCUGGGCAACACGGUGAUGCGGCCACCACCGCCACCGCCUCCGCCCAAGGUCAAACACGCCUCCAGCUCAAGCAGCAGCAACUCGAGCAGCAGCAACACCAACACCAGCAGCAGCAGCAAUGGCGAGGAGCCGUCUAGCUCGAUUCCUGAUCUAGAAUUCGAUGGCACAACGGUGCUGUGUCGCGUUUGCGGGGACAAGGCCUCCGGUUUCCAUUACGGCGUGCAUUCCUGCGAGGGUUGCAAGGGCUUCUUCCGUCGCUCCAUCCAGCAAAAGAUCCAAUAUCGUCCCUGCACCAAAAAUCAGCAGUGCAGCAUUCUGCGCAUCAAUCGCAAUCGCUGUCAAUAUUGCCGCCUGAAAAAGUGCAUUGCCGUGGGCAUGAGUCGCGAUGCUGUGCGUUUUGGACGCGUGCCGAAGCGCGAAAAGGCGCGUAUCCUGGCGGCCAUGCAACAGAGCACCCAGAAUCGUGGUCAGCAAAGAGCUCUUGCCACCGAACUGGAUGACCAGCCACGCCUCCUCGCCGCCGUGCUGCGCGCCCACCUCGAGACCUGCGAGUUCACCAAGGAGAAGGUCUCGGCGAUGAGGCAGCGGGCACGGGACUGCCCCUCUUACUCCAUGCCCACACUUUUGGCCUGUCCGCUGAACCCCGCCCCUGAACUGCAAUCGGAGCAGGAAUUCUCGCAGCGUUUUGCCCACGUAAUCCGCGGCGUUAUCGACUUUGCCGGCAUGAUUCCCGGCUUCCAGCUGCUCACCCAGGACGAUAAGUUCACGCUCCUGAAGGCGGGUCUCUUCGAUGCCCUGUUCGUGCGCCUGAUCUGCAUGUUUGACUCGUCGAUAAACUCAAUCAUUUGCCUGAAUGGCCAGGUGAUGCGACGGGAUGCCAUCCAGAAUGGAGCCAAUGCCCGCUUCUUGGUGGACUCCACCUUUAACUUUGCGGAGCGCAUGAACUCGAUGAACCUGACAGAUGCCGAGAUUGGCCUGUUCUGCGCCAUUGUUCUGAUCACGCCAGAUCGUCCCGGUCUGCGUAACCUGGAGCUGAUCGAGAAGAUGUACUCCCGGCUCAAGGGCUGCCUGCAGUAUAUUGUGGCCCAGAAUAGGCCCGAUCAGCCCGAGUUCCUGGCCAAGUUGCUGGAAACCAUGCCUGAUUUGCGCACCCUGAGCACCCUGCACACCGAGAAGCUGGUUGUUUUCCGCACCGAACACAAGGAACUGUUGCGUCAGCAAAUGUGGUCCAUGGAGGACGGUAACAACAGCGAUGGUCAGCAGAACAAGUCGCCUUCGGGCAGCUGGGCAGAUGCCAUGGAUGUGGAGGCAGCAAAGAGCCCCCUGGGCUCGGUCUCGAGUAGUGAAUCUGCUGAUUUGGAUUAUGGAAGUCCGAGCAGUUCGCAGCCACAGGGCGUGUCCCUGCCCUCACCACCACAGCAGCAGCCCUCGGCUUUGGCCAGUUCAGCUCCCCUGCUGGCCGCCACUCUCUCCGGCGGAUGCCCACUGAGAAAUAGGGCCAAUUCCGGUUCCAGCGGUGAUUCCGGAGCAGCUGACAUGGACAUCGUUGGCUCGCAUGCACAUCUCACCCAGAAUGGGCUGACAAUCACGCCGAUUGUGCGACACCACCAGCAGCAACAACAGCAGCAGCAACAGAUCGGAAUCCUCCCACUGAGCGACAAUGUCAACAACUCGCAUUCCCGCAACUUGAACGGCGGACAUGCCCUGUGCCACCACCAGCAGCACCCACAAUUGCACCACCAUUUGACAGCCGGUUCGGCCCGCUACAGGAAGUUGGACUCGCCCACGGAUUCGGGCAUUGAGUCGGGCAACGAGAAGAACGAAUGCAAAGCGGUGAGUUCCGGGGGCAGUUCCUCGUGCUCAAGUCCGCGUUCCAGUGUCGACGAUGCACUGGACUGCAGUGAUGCCGCCGCCAACCAAGCUCAGGUGGUGCAACAUCCCCAGUUGAGUGUGGUGGCUGUAUCGCCAGUUCGCUCGCCCCAACCCUCGAGCAGUGGCCAUCUCAAGCGGCAGAUUGUAGAGGAUAUGCCUGUACUGAAGCGCGUGCUCCAGGCUCCGCCACUUUAUGAUACCAACUCGCUGAUGGACGAGGCCUAUAAGCCACACAAGAAGUUCCGAGCCCUGCGGCAUCGUGAGUUCGAAACAGCUGAGGCUGAUGCCAGCAGUUCCACUUCCGGCUCGAACAGCCUGAGUGCCGGCAGUCCGCGGCAGAGCCCCAUUCCGAAUAGUGUGGCCACGCCCCCGCCUUCGGUGGUGGCCAGUGCCGCCCUAGGAAAUCCCGCCCAGAGCCAGCUGCACAUGCACCUGACCCGCAGCAGCCCGAAGGCCUCGAUGGCCAGCUCGCACUCGGUUUUGGCCAAAUCUCUGAUGGCCGAGCCCCGCAUGACGCCCGAGCAGAUGAAGCGCAGCGACAUUAUCCAGAACUACUUGAAGCGGGAGAACAGCACAGCUGCCAGCAGCACCACCAACGGGGUGGGCAACCGCAGUCCCAGCAGCUCGGUGAUCACCACCACCUGCCAGCAGCGCCAACAGUCCGUUUCGCCGCACAGCAAUGGCUCUAGCUCCAGUUCGAGCUCCAGCUCUAGCUCCAGUUCGUCCUCCUCCUCCACAUCCUCAAACUGCAGCUCCAGUUCGGCCAGCAGCUGCCAGUAUUUCCAGUCGCCGCACUCCACCAGCAACGGUACCAGUGCCCCGGCGAGCUCCAGUUCGGGCUCGAAUAAUGCCACACCCAUGCUGGAACUGCAGGUGGACAUCGCCGACUCGGCGCAGCCGCUCAAUCUGUCCAAGAAAUCGCCCACGCCGCCUCCCAGCAAGCUGCACGCUCUGGUGGCCGCCGCCAAUGCCGUUCAGCGGUAUCCCACUUUGUCCGCCGAUGUCACGGUGACCGCUUCGAAUGGCGGUGGUCCUCCAUCUGCGGCAGCAAGUCCGGCGCCCAGCAGCAGUCCGCCAGCGAGUGUGGGCUCCCCGAAUCCGGGCCUGAACACCACCGUGCACAAGGUCAUGCUGGAGGCGUAAGAGAGGGAGGUAGGUGGUUAAUCAAAGAGAAGUGGGAGAGACAGAGACUGGGAGUGGCAGUUCAGCGGGAAGCAGUGAGCAGUGAACAGUGAGCAGAAUGCAGGAUCACAAGGAUGAUCUCGUGGAUCGGCGGGAGUUGAAUUAAAUUAUUUUACCUUUUAAUUGAGCCGUGUACAAAGUUUCAAAGCAAAACCAACAUGCAUGCAAUUUAAAAACUAAUAUUUAAAGCAACAACAAACAAAACAAACUACAAGUUAUUAAUUUAAAACAAACAACAAAAAAACCCAAGCUUGAAUGGUAUUACAAAUGAAAAUGAAAAACAGAAAAAAAAACAUAAAUAUAUUUUAGCAGUUAAACUUUAACGUAGCAAGAAACCAACAACAACAACAACAACAACAAAAACAAAAACAAGGCAGCGCUCUGAUUUUGCAUUGACUUUUCUUCAGCUGCUACCCAAAACGCCCCUCACAACCCCCUUCUAUCCAGGCCCCCACUGAUUGUUUUAUAAGUUUUAAGCUCUUGUUGUACAUAUUAAUUACGUUUAUUAGUAACUAUGUUUAGCGCUUUAGUUGUAGGUGGAGCAAAACUACUUUGCUUUUUUGGAUGUUUUUUGAAAAAACUGCAAAUUAUUAUUAUUAAAUUUUUAAAUACCUAUAAAAACAAAAACAAACAAAAACAAAAACAAUGUGUGUGAAAUUUUUUUAUUGUGCGAUCUCCGAGCAGAAUUGAAGUGCAGUUUGCAACAAAUUUUAACUACGAUUAAGUUGAUAACGAUUCAUUUUUUAUGAAUUUAACUAAUUUUAUGAAUUUGUUAUAGUUUUCCACCCUUCUAUAUAUCCAUCUGUCUGUCUAUCUAGCUGUCUUGGCUAUCCGUAUUCCUGAUUUCUCCUUUGGCACAAAGCUCUUCUCUUUGCUAAAGAAUCAAGUGGAAUAAAUAUUGUUUUCUAAUUUUAAAAACUACCACAAACAAAAUACAAUUAAAAAGUAAACACGAAAUGAAUGAAAAUCAAACAAAAUGCUUCAAGUUUUAGCAGACAAAGCAGUAAGACGACGAUGAAGCAGAGGAACCCAACGUUAAAUAUAUCUGUUGUGUACAUAGUUAAAUGUUAAAUUAAACACAAAAAACAUAUUUAAAGUACAUAUAAAUACGCGUAAAUAUUAAUGAAGAGAAACCUAUGCUUAAAAGAUUCAACGUUUGAUUGGCAUCUUAGAAAACCAAGCGAAAAAUACAAAAAAAAAAACAAACAAACAAACAACAGAAAUUAUGAUAUAUUAUUUAAAAGUAAAGUAUACAUUUAUAUUACAGAAGAAAAGAAAACAAAAGAGAAAACUUGCGGUAGCAACAAAACUAUUAUAUUAAUUACAUUUUAAUUAUGCUGUACUAUUAUGAUUAUUAAUUAUUAUGAUUAAUUAAUUACGAUUUUUAUGCUUAGACAAACCAACAACAACAAAAAACAAAGAUGCAAAAACAACAAAAAAAAAUACAAAAAAACAAACAAAAAAUUACACUGGCGCAGAAAUUUGUAUUGUCAAAUCAAUAAAAAAUUUGUUUAAAAAUUUCAAAAAAAAACCUCUUAAGUUUUUUCAUUUUAAUUUUCUUUUUCAGUUGAACGAUUUUCAGUUUUUCUUUACUUUUCUUUGGAAUGGUAAGAUUUCAGGCUUCAGUUGAUUUCGUUUUCGUUUCGACUACCGUGUGCUGUAAAAAAUAUUCACAAAAUUAUAUCUAAAGUAUUUAUAUAUCAGAAUUAAAUCAACAACAAUUUUAUGUGUAUAAAUGAGCCACAAGGAAAAUGUGUAAAAAAAAGAAAAAAAAAUUAAGAAGCCCCAGUGCAGGGCAGGGGAAAAUCUACAAGAAAUAUUAUAUUCUUUUAAAAUUUAUGCAGCGUAAGGAAGCAGCGUUGGUUCCACCUGACGGAAAACCACGGGAAAUUAACAAAGAUAUCACACUUCAAUAAUUGACUCUAUAUAUACACACCAGCAUAUGUACGUAGAUGAAACGGUUUUGGUGUCUGUGUGUAUGUAUGUAUGUAGGUGUAUGUAACAUUGUCCGUAACUUUUAGCCAGAAAAAAACAACAAGAACAACAAGAAAACAUUGUAAUUGUGUAACUAAAAGUGAAUAUUUUAUGUAAAAACUAUCUCAGCAUGACCGAUGAUGAUGAUGAUGUAGGAGAUGAGUGUUUAUGAUCAUCACGAUGAUGAUGAUGAUGGUGAUGGAUAUUAUAGAGAAUAUCCAACCGAACGACGGCAGCGACAACUGAAACAAUGAAAUUGCGACAAUUAAGCGUAACGUAACGUAAAGUAUAUGUAAAACGUAUCCGUAAACAGCCGUAAGAGUUUAACGUAACGUAAUAGCAACUAAAACAUUGAAAAGAUUAAUGCAACUUCGAGGCAACUCCAGCUGAGGCAUAUGAAAUACCGUAUAAAUAAUAUCUAUUAAUAUAUAUAUAUACACAUGAAUAUAUUUUCAAGGACAGUCACAAAUCAAAUUGCGGCAAAAAAGAGUUUUUAAACAAGAGAAUUUGGCAAAAAUGGUAAAAAAAAAUGUGAAAAAUGAGACAGCGAUAAAGAAAGCGAAGAGAAAUGUUCUGAAAAUUGAUUAAAUCUCCAUAAAAAACAAAAAAAAAACAACAGAAAUUUGUAUUUGUGAAAUAACAUAAUAUUACAGUUUGUUUUAAAUGGAAACACAAUGAAAAACCCCCAGAAUGGAAUAUGUGAAUAAAAUAUUGAAAAUAAGUAUUUAAAAUAUAUCAACAAAAAUUAUGAAAAAG